AUGAUGAAGCGGGUCAUCUGGCUGAUAUCAGGAUUAACGCUAAACAGAAGGAUGAUGAAGCUACUUUUUGCCCUCGCUCUGAUCGCCUACAUUGCCUCUGUCUGGGGAACAUUUACAAACAUGAGAUCAAUACAAGAACACGGAGAUAUUAGGAUUGAGCAGAGAAUUGAUGAAGCUGUGGCUCCUCUCAGAGAGAAGAUUCGUGAUCUGGAACAAAGUUUUUCUCAGAAAUACCCGCCUGUGAAAUUUCUGUCAGAAAAGGAUCGGAAGAGAAUUUUGAUUACUGGCGGGGCUGGUUUUGUGGGUUCUCACCUGACUGAUAAGCUGAUGAUGGAUGGCCAUGAGGUGACUGUAGUGGACAACUUCUUCACAGGAAGGAAAAGGAAUGUGGAACACUGGAUUGGCCACGAAAACUUUGAGCUUAUCAAUCAUGAUGUGGUGGAGCCUCUCUAUAUUGAGGUGGACCAGAUCUAUCACCUGGCAUCUCCUGCAUCUCCUCCCAACUACAUGUACAAUCCCAUCAAAACACUGAAGACCAACACUAUUGGCACCCUCAACAUGCUUGGUCUGGCCAAACGUGUGGGCGCCAGACUUCUUCUGGCUUCUACUUCUGAGGUUUAUGGAGAUCCAGAGGUCCACCCACAAAACGAGGAGUACUGGGGGCAUGUGAACCCAAUCGGUCCGCGAGCGUGCUACGACGAGGGGAAACGUGUUGCGGAGACCAUGUGUUACGCAUACAUGAAACAGGAAGGGGUUGAAGUUAGGGUGGCGAGGAUCUUCAACACAUUCGGCUCUCGAAUGCACAUGAAUGAUGGACGUGUUGUCAGCAACUUCAUCCUGCAGGCUCUACAGGGAGAACCUCUCACAGUGUAUGGUACUGGUUCCCAAACAAGAGCCUUUCAGUAUGUAAGCGACCUGGUGAACGGCCUGGUGUUGUUGAUGAACAGUAACAUCAGCAGUCCAGUCAAUCUGGGGAACCCAGAGGAACACACCAUAUUGGAGUUUGCUCGUCUCAUCAAAAGCCUCGUCGUGAGCCGUAGUCAGAUCCAGUUCCUUCCAGAAGCCCAGGACGACCCACAGAGGAGACGGCCUGACAUCCGGAAAGCCAAGAUGAUGCUCGGCUGGGAGCCGGUGGUGCCCCUGGAGGAAGGCUUGAACAAAACCAUCCAGUAUUUCAGUAGGGAACUGGAACACCAGGCCAACAACCAAUACAUCCCCAAACCUAAAGCCGCACGCAUGAAGAAAGGACGACCCAGACACAACUGAAGUCUGGUGUCCCGCCACAGACUCUCCUGAAACACAGAAGGAUGAUCAGACUCCUCGGAGGACCCUCAGAAGACUUCCUCUCUCUGAAAUACAGUGUUGAGUGAGAAGCUCUGAGAAUUGGUGUCUUUUCUGAGACGCAGAGACAACUUUCUCUUAAAAGUCUCUUAAAAAAAAGACAAUGUUGCCUUGCGUCAGAGCUGCAGAUGCACUGUGGGAUAAGGUCUUCCUUACCGGUACUUGUGUGUUGGGUGGACAAGAAUCAAAAACAGUUUUUUGGGCAAGAAAUCUGAAACCCAGCCUGCCUUCUUUUGUGAAUUUGUGCUUUUUGCUAUUUAAAAUUACCGACUCAAGAAUCUUGCAAACAGCUUGUACUGUGCAUCAGUGCUUCAUGUUUAUUUUAUCAGUUUUAUGUUGUUUUUCCUCCGGAGGUGAGCUACCUGACUUUGUUUUUCCACUGGAUUGUUUGUCCUCUUACCAGCGGUGUGCACCCUGUUGGCUGAUCAUGCAGCGCACCACAGGACCCUGCAAAUCUCCCAGACAGACUGUUAAGCAUCACUCCGUGUUUAUCAGAACAUCAGUGUGUUCUACUUGGUGAAAUCUCAUGUCAGGAUGUGCAUUAUCGAUUUCAGAUGAAGAUGUUAUUUUAAUAAAAUAUUUCAAAUA
Molecule: messenger RNA, 1929 nt
Organism: Acanthopagrus latus (yellowfin seabream)
Lineage: Eukaryota; Metazoa; Chordata; Actinopteri; Spariformes; Sparidae
Gene: uxs1
Product: UDP-glucuronate decarboxylase 1
Exons: 15
Coding region: 1-1266 (421 amino acids)
Biological process (GO): D-xylose metabolic process
Cellular component (GO): cytoplasm
Molecular function (GO): NAD+ binding; UDP-glucuronate decarboxylase activity
Source: RefSeq, a predicted model, not a curated record